AUGGCCUUUCCUGUGCUGAGAGAGGUCCCUCAGGACCCAGACCCACCCAUGCUGCUCCCCCAGCCAAGCGAGCCUGCACUGUUCGACACCCUCUACUGCCAGAGUCAGUCAAUGAAGGUCGUCUUUGCCCAGUUCCCUGAUUUCUUGUUUAUCCACCGGACCUAUAACCUGACAGGCAAGGUACUAUACACCAUUCUGGUGGAUGGACCGCAUGUGCAACUGGAGGAUCCCCUGGCCUGGGCCAUCUGCCUUGCUGUUCCUGCCAGAGAAGAUGCUGAAUGCGUGGCCCAGAUAUUCCAACUGUUCAAGGUGUCCAACCCCGCCUGGGAGAGGGUCUCUACCAUCUUCAUAGAUCCUCACUUCUUCCUGUGGCCCACCCUGGCCAUGGAGUUCCCUGCCGCUGAAAUUCUGAUCUCAGCCUUCCACAUCUGUAAGUUUCUCCAGGGCAAGUUCUACGAGCUCUCCCUUGAGCAACGGGUGGAGAGGGUGCUCCUGACCUCCCUGCGGAGUACCAUGUGCGCAGCCACUGCCAGCAACCUCCGGAAUCUGCAUGAGCUGGUGAGCAGCUACGUGCCACCUGCCCAGCUGCCCAGGCUUCAUUUGCACUGGCUGCUUGAUGACCGUAUCUGGCUGGUCCAGAGCUCGCGCAGCCAGGCUCAGAGCAUCCUGUACUUCCAGGGCCUGGAGGUCACGACCCACUCUCUCAGCCAGUUCUUUGGCAGCAGCUCCUGUGUGGAGCAAAGCCUGACCUCUCUGCUGCUGUACCUGCAGAAAAACUCUGCAAGCUUCGAACUGGGUCUGAGUAUCCAGCACAACUCCAUCCCCUCGUACACCAGCCCCAGCGUGCAGCUGGUAGAAUCCCUCAUCCAGAACUCCCUCAACGCCAUCUGCACUGAGCAAGCUACGCGCCUCUGCCUGGGCCAGUUUGCUGUGGUGCAGAAGUCUGUGCACCUCAUCGGCACUGCGUCAGAAAGAGCGAACAUCCAGAUUCUGGAGGACACCCACAGGGUGCAGCUCCAGCCCCCUGCCAGCUGCAGCUGCUACUUCCACCACGCCUUCCACCUGCCCUGCCGCCACAUCCUGGCUGUGCUCAGCUCCAAUCGCCAGGUGCUGCAGCCAGACUUGCUGCCGGCUCACUGGGAGGCAGGCUGGGCAGCCAGCCUUGAAGGCAUCCUGAACAGCCAGCGGAGCGAGUCCAUGGAGAAGCGCCUGGCCGUGGCUUUCCUCACGCAGGAGGUGGGCCGGCUCCUGCAGCACUGCGGCCAGGAGGAGUUUGAGCAGAGAUACAGCACCCUGCGGGAACUCGCCGACUGCUGGAUCGGCCCGUACAUACUGGUCCAAGUCUGA
Elephantulus edwardii (Cape elephant shrew) is the source of this 1347-nucleotide messenger RNA. It is a transcript of the gene ZSWIM1, whose product is annotated as zinc finger, SWIM-type containing 1. NCBI's taxonomy places the organism in Eukaryota, Metazoa, Chordata, Mammalia, Macroscelidea, Macroscelididae. Bases 1 to 1347 code for a protein of 448 amino acids. The transcript has a single exon. Gene Ontology annotation, molecular function: zinc ion binding. The record is from RefSeq and is a predicted model, not a curated record.